UUUUUCCACCUCUUUCUCUUUCUCGCUGUCUCUCCAUCGACCGCGAGAAAGAGGGGGGUUUGAGUCCUCGCUGGUUUCCUCGACGUGUCUUCCGCUUUCUCGGUGGCAGCGGAGGAAGAGGAAGAGGAAGAGGAAGAGGAGCUCUUCCCGAUCCCGAGCGGACUCUCAUCAUCCGAUCUGCAGCCCCUCCCUCUCGGGCGCGCGCUCUCUUCCUCGAUCUCUCGAUCGACAAUCCUUCAAUUUCCUGAUCGAGAUCUACGCUCCUUCUUUGGCAGAUUCACAAAUCUCUGUUCAGGAGGCGGGCGCCACUGAGCAGAAAUACAGAAGGCUGCUAGUGCCGGAAGCAUGAAGAAAGCAUUUGAUCAAACUGUCCGCGACAUUAAGAGAGAGGUGAAUAAGAAGGUCCUGAAGGUUCCUGGAAUAGAGCAGAAGAUUCUUGAUGCUACAAGCAAUGAACCAUGGGGCCCGCAUGGAUCACUUCUCGCGGAUAUUGCCCAAGCAACACGAAAUUAUCAUGAAUACCAGAUUAUUAUGAAUGUGAUAUGGAAGAGGAUCAACGAUACCGGAAAAAAUUGGCGUCAUGUUUAUAAGGCAUUGACUGUCUUGGAUUACCUAGUUGCUCAUGGUUCUGAGCGUGUGAUUGAUGAUAUCAGGGAGCAUUCUUACCAAAUAUCGACCUUAUCGGACUUCCAGUAUAUUGACUCUAGCGGGCGGGACCAGGGGAGUAAUGUUCGAAGGAAAUCUCAAAGCCUUGUUUCUCUAGUUAAUGAUAAAGAAAGAAUACAGGAAGUUAGACAAAAAGCAGUCGCAACUAGGGACAAGUACCGCAGUACAUUUUCAACGGGUGGAACAAAUAGGCCUAGCUCCUAUUCUGGUGCAGGUGGCUAUGGUGACCGUUAUGACGAUGAUCGCUACGAAAAUCGUUAUGGUGGUAGGGAUGAUGAACGGAAUGGUAAUGGAAGGGAAAGAGAAUGGGGUUACAGGGAUGAUGAUAGAUAUGGAGGGGGUGGAGAUUCGUAUUAUCGUGAUGGAGACCGUUAUGCUAGGGAUACAGAUGAACGUUAUGGAAGAGAGAGUAACUACAGGGCAGAUGAAUACCGAGGAGCCCGUGGCAAUGAUGACUAUUCAUAUGGGUCAAGAAACAGGAGCUUUGAUCGUGACAGAGACCGUUCUCAUGAUGAUGAUGACCGCUAUUCUUCUCGAAGUGAUGGUGGCAAACAUGAUGACCCUCCUCAGGAUGAAAGUCGACUGGAACAAAAGCUUUCAAAGCAGAGUGUCGAUGCACCACCCAGCUACGAAGAAGCCAUUGGGGUGACUCAAAAUCAAAUGAAUGAAGAAAGAAAUGGAGGGACUUCGUCAGCUUCUGCCCCAAAGGUUACUUCACCCACUGCACCUAGAUCAAGUUCUUCCUCAGGUCCUCCAGCUCAAGCCACAGAAAAUGUUACCCCUGUUGAAAAACCACUCGCGGAAAAUAAUGGGGGUGACGGUUUUGAUGAGUUUGAUCCUCGAGGUCCUGUGUCAGCCACCACCCAACCUGCAGCGAGUAGCUUGGAAAUGGAUUUAUUUGGUUCACUAUCUGCCACAGAUACUGUUAAUUCAUUAGCUCUGGUGCCUAUCACUACUAUUGAUACUUCUCCCGAGCCUGAAAUUCCUGCAAAUUCGGGUUUUGGGACCAGCAAUUUUGUGGCUCAGCCAUCAGCAUCUACUGCAAUGAAUGAGCCCAGCAAUAAUAACCCUUUUGGAGAUGCUCCUUUCCUGGCUAUUCCUCAAGAAAAUUUGCUAGCUCAGCAGCCAACUCCGGCACCUGUCAGCCCUUUCCAGCCGAAUGGUUUAACUGGAGGUGGUGAGCCUCUACCAUCUAUGCCUCCCAAGAUGGAAACACACACGAACUUUGAUUUUGGUGAUGCGCUCGGCGGUCUUACUUAUGCUCCCAGUGUUCCAUUCGGUCAACAAGACUCCUCUCCGUGUCCUCCAUUUUUGGUGGAGCCACAAGCAUCUAUGCUUAUGCAUGGAACUGAUGUUCCAUCUACUGCUUUUCAGCAGCCAGGGCCAACAACUUUUAACCCUUUAAUAGCUCAACCUGCAAUGCCUACAAGUAUUCAGCCAGGUCAAACAAGCUUUGUUCCGCAGCCCUUCACAGGAACACUUCCCUCACAGGGAGCUCAACCUGCAGCACCUCCAAAUAUGCACAUAAAUCAGUCGAGUUCUCUUAUGCAGUCAAAUCCGUCGGCUCCCUUCGGCUCACAACCUACGCCACCUGCUUUACAUGCAACUCAGCCAGUUAAUCCGACUAAUACACUCCCAUCUAAUAUGAACCUCCUCCCACAGUCAGCCGCCUCGGCUCCUGUUUCUGAGGAAAUAGGUCCUAAUCUUUCAUCUCUGCAACCUGCUAAGACUGAGCCUACCAAGAAGUUUGAACCCAAAUCGGCAGUUUGGGCUGACACAUUGAGCCGGGGCCUGGUCAAUCUGAACAUUUCUGGACCUAAAAUCAAUCCACAUGCUGACAUUGGAGUUGACUUUGAUUCCAUCAACCGAAAGGAAAAGAGAGAGGAGAAGAAAAGCUCCACUGCUCCUGUGACAUCUACGGUCACAAUGGGGAAAGCUAUGGGAGCUGGUUCGGGCAUAGGUCGUGCUGUUGCUGGCAGCAUGGCACCCCCUCCAAACGCCAUGGUAGGUUCUGGCAUGGGGAUGGGCAUGGGAAUGGGUGGUUAUGGUGGGACUGUGAAUCAGCCGAUGGCCAUGGGAAUGGGAAUGAACAUGGGAAUGGGGAUGGGUAUGGGGAUGAAUAUGGGCAUGGGUCAAGGAAUGCCUAUGAGGCCACCAACUGGGAUGCCACCUAGCCGGCCUGCAAUGCCUGGUGCAGGCUACAAUCCAAUGAUGAGCUCGGGUUAUGGUGCACAGCAGCCGUUUGGCAGUGGGUAUCGGUGAAUCAGGUGAUAGUCUUGUUAUCAAGAUAUUGUGGAAUAUGGGAUUGUUGAUAGAAAAUUGAACUGGUGUUAGGAUUUGUUCAGCUGUCUUACUGUAUCCAGUAGCUUGUUAUCUCAAUCAUGAUCGUGAUAUCCAAGUUGGAUCUGGAUGUGUUUAUUGAUACGUGUAAUUGAUACAAGCAGUCCUGCUGGUACUACACAAGUACAACUUUCCAGUUGUAUCAGAUUGAGGUCUGGAUGCUGCGGACCUCCGAUAUGUUGUUGUAAUGGAUGAUAAUCAGCCUUUGGCUGUUUUUGUGAACUAUUGGCUUAUUAUUUGUUGCAGCAUGCUCGCUGGAUAGACAAUAAAGAAUUGAUAUUCUUUACUGCAAACGGUAA
Molecule: messenger RNA, 3305 nt
Organism: Ananas comosus (pineapple)
Lineage: Eukaryota; Viridiplantae; Streptophyta; Magnoliopsida; Poales; Bromeliaceae
Product: clathrin interactor EPSIN 2-like
Exons: 14
Coding region: 346-2928 (860 amino acids)
Biological process (GO): endocytosis
Cellular component (GO): plasma membrane; endosome; clathrin vesicle coat
Molecular function (GO): phospholipid binding; clathrin binding
Source: RefSeq, a predicted model, not a curated record